GGCACUUUUGUCUUUUUUCGUGGUGAACGUGUUAUAGGACAUUUUCGACAUCUUCAAUUGAUUUGCAAACGUAUAUUCAUAAUAAUUUAAGAAAAUAAGCUAAUAAAUUAUGAGUGAUUUUCACGGCGGAGAUACAGAAAAUAACUUUAGAGGAAACCAUCACGAUUCGAACGGAGACACCAACAUGGGAACACCGUCCGGAAAUGAUGAACGAGCUUGUGAUGGUUAUGAAAAAACUGAAAGUGCUGGUGACAGACAUAGACGCUCUUCGCGUUCUAGAUCAAAGGAUAAAGACAGGGAUCGUAAUCGAAGAAAAAAAGACCGUUCAAGAGACCGGGAUCGCGAAAAAGAUAAAGACAGAGAUAGAGAGCGCGGUCGCGAUCGUGACUACAGAAAAGCAAGUCGUGAUCGUGACCGUUCCAGUCGCGAUCGGGAUCGGGAUCGUGCUAGUCGCGAUCGUACAAGUCGAGAUCGCGAUCACAGAAGACGUGACCGAGAUCGUGAUUCACGAGCACGUCGAAGUCGUUCUCGCACAUACGAUGACUAUGAUGCUCGCCGUGGUAGUAGCCGUCGUGAUCGCAGCCGUGAUCGUCGUCGCGACCGAGAUCGGGAACGUUCGCGAAGUCGUAGUUAUGAUAGACGCAAGUCACGUACAAGUCGCGAACGUAGCAGCCGUAGAAGUCGCGACAGAAGUGUGUCCAGAGAACGUUCUGAACGUAUGCAUUUGGAAUCCAUCAAAGAGGAGGUUUCCAGAGAUAGUCGUUUCGAUCUGACACAGACCAUACAAGAACUUAUGAGCAGCACAACAAAUGCUAAGAACUUUGCAGCAUUGUUCUCUUGCAAUAACAGCAAUGAUUCAACGUCAAAUGGUCCAACGGACUGCAAUAGUCAAGAGAGUGAAAGAAAACGUCGCAAAAAAUCGCGCUGGGGAGGCACUGAAAAUGAUAAGACUUUUAUACCCGGUAUGCCGACUAUUCUGCCACCAACAUUGGAUCCUAAACAACAGGAAGCUUAUCUAGUUCAACUUCAAAUAGAGGAAAUAAGCCGUAAGCUGCGUACUGGCGAUUUGGGCAUACCACAAAAUCCAGAAGAAAGGUCUCCUUCGCCGGAACCAAUUUAUAGCUCUGAUGGCAAACGUUUGAAUACCAGAGAAUUCCGUUAUCGCAAGAAAUUGGAAGAUCAGAGACACCAAUUGAUACAGAAAAUGCAAACGGUUAAUCCAGAUUUUAAACCGCCAGCUGAUUACAAGCCCCCAGUUACAAGGGUCAUUGAUAAAGUGUUGAUACCACAGGAACAACAUCCUGAUAUUAACUUUGUGGGACUUUUGAUUGGACCGCGUGGUAAUACUUUGAAGGCCAUAGAAAAAGAAACGGGAGCCAAAAUUAUUAUACGAGGAAAAGGUUCGGUUAAAGAGGGAAAAGUUGGACGUAAAGAUGGCCAACCUAUGGCUGGGGAAGAUGAACCACUGCAUGCUUUUAUAACUGCAUCAAAUCCUGAGGCUGUCAAAAAGGCCGUGGAUAAAAUCAAAGAUAUCAUACGCCAGGGCAUUGAGGUACCCGAGGGCCAUAAUGAUUUACGUCGCAUGCAAUUGCGCGAAUUGGCCCAAUUGAAUGGUACUCUACGAGAAACCGAUUGUCCCCGUUGUACUAAUUGUGGCUCAACGGAACACAAAUCUUGGCUUUGUCCAGAUAAACCCAAUGUUACAAACAGCAUUGUUUGUACUUCUUGUGGAGGAGCUGGUCACAUCUCUAAAGAUUGUCGUAGUAAACGUCCCGGUGCCGGUGUACCUGGAGAGGAGAAUGAAAAUUCUCAAGCUAAAAUUGAUGAGGAAUACUUGAGUUUAAUGGCUGAGCUAGGUGAGGGACCACCACCAUCUGCAGCUCCGAAAAAUCAACCUGAUCCAUUGGCCCAGGUACAUAUUAAUCGUGGUUAUAGCAUAUUCGAUAAGAAACCAACCACAAUGCAAGCCAUACAGAGUGCACCACCACCGCAUAAUGCUGUGGCUCCACCACCACCCAUUCCAUCAGCAUGGGGAACUGCAAACCCUCCACCCGUGGCAAUGCCACCGUUGAUUCCGCCACCACCUACUACCCAACCGCCAACACCGGCGGCUCCACCACUUUUGCCAUGGAUGAGUGCACCACAGCCGCCACCACCAGGUGGAGACCCACCACCACCGCCAGGUACUGGACCAUUGCAACCACCCGGCACAGGACCUAUGCCACCAUUAUUGCCGCCACCACCAGGAACCGGCUUGCCACCAUGGCAGGCACCACCGGGUAUUUUACCGCCACCAGGUUUUCCGGCAUGGGGAGCCGGUGCUCCCGGAGCAUAUGCUCCACCACCGCCUCCACCAUGUGCACCACCGCCACCAGGCAUUGGUACUUUAGCACAACCUCCACCACCACCACCACCAUCAUAGACGCGUCAACCUCAAUUUAGUUUGUCAAUUGUCGAGUAACUUUAAAAGUGCUACAAUCAAAUUAUAACUAAUAUAUUCUUGUCAAAAUAAUUACCAUAACUAUUUCACACAUGCAACCUAUCUAAUGUGGAAAACACUAUACAAUCUAUGUUGUAUAAAAUUAUUUUAAAAAUUUUACUUAAUUUUCAUUUAGUAGACCCUAUAGAAAGUGAAAUUUCUAUAAAAUAUCCUUCAUAUAUCUAAUUUAAACUCACUCCUAGUGUAGAGUAAAAUAAGCGUGAUACCACUGAACAGCAUUAUAUUAUCUUUGCCAUUCAAAACAAUCAAAAUUUCGAUAUGUUUGUCAAACAACCGGAAUUUAAAACCAAAAUUAAUUUUUUUGCUGUUUGAUGUCUAUCUAUUUGACUUUGAUAUCUCAAUUGUAAUCUAACAUUAUGAUCUAAAUAACAUGAUUUCAAUAAACCAUAGUGACGUUAAAA
Musca domestica (house fly) is the source of this 2901-nucleotide messenger RNA. RefSeq names its product splicing factor 1 (gene SF1). The transcript is spliced from 6 exons. The coding region runs from base 110 to 2422 and encodes 770 amino acids. Gene Ontology annotation, biological process: regulation of mRNA splicing, via spliceosome. Lineage: Eukaryota; Metazoa; Arthropoda; Insecta; Diptera; Muscidae. The record is from RefSeq and is a predicted model, not a curated record. Gene Ontology annotation, molecular function: mRNA binding; zinc ion binding. Gene Ontology annotation, cellular component: nucleus.